Messenger RNA from Ilex paraguariensis (yerba mate), 634 nucleotides. NCBI's taxonomy places the organism in Eukaryota, Viridiplantae, Streptophyta, Magnoliopsida, Aquifoliales, Aquifoliaceae. The record is from the annotation of a GenBank genome assembly.
AUGGAGACUCUAAAAGUAUCUUGUUCUCUGGAAAUGAGAAGUGACAUGAGCGGUAUUGAUGAAACGAAUUCCAAAAUAGAAGAUUCUGGACCUAAACAAGGAAGGAUUGGAAGUAAAGUAGAAAAGAAUAGUUCGGACCCAUCUUGCCAGGGUCAUGCAAACAAGCAUGGUGUUUGUGAAACAUGCCAUGGGAGUUUUUGGGAUUUUUCAGGGCACUAUGGAAACUUGACUUUUCUCAGUCAGUUUAUAAUGUUGGAUAAGUUAAAGUGCAUUAGCAAGUCUUGUUUCCGUGUACUCCUUGAUGAGAAAGAACAUGUUGACCUUUUAAAGAAGAUUAGGAAUGCCAGAAUUGCACCUUUGAAGAAGAGCGAGCUUGCAAAAAGGAUUGUAAAAUGGUGUCCUGCCAUGACAAGUAGUAAGAGCCAAGUGUUCCAGAUGCAGGUAUUUGUCAUGUUGUUCCUCCCUUAGUGAAGCUGCAGAAGGCUUAGAUGGUCAUGAGAGGAUUAAGAGUCAUAUAUUUGUUUAGUUAUUGCUCUCGAGUAAUGAGACAAGCCCAUGAUGGUGGACUUCACUUGGUUUUGCAAUACUGGAGGCUCUGACUUGAGCUCGUUAUUCACUUCCAUAUUCCACACAU